GAAAUCGACCUGUUUAUAACGGAUUUUUGGCGGCUUCGGGUGAUGUUGUGUCGUCUGGGUUUUAAUUGUCCGAAUAUAUGACAUGUCAUCCCAGUAAUAAUAUUUAUUUAUCGAAUAACCAUUGAGUGUAAAAUGAAACAGUUCGUCCAGUGAUACAGACCGACAAUAUGACGAAAAUGGUGACGAACGCACGGAAAGUUAGGGAGGUUAUGACUCUCAUCCUGAAUGAGGCCCAGAAGAAGAAGGAAGGUCAUCGUAAACUGAUGAAAAAAUUAAAAGAAUUGUAUGAAUCGUCGGACUUUGACGUUUUCAUCUCCGAGUUCCUGCGGUGCCUGAAGUACUCCUUCACCACGAUGGAGAAUUACCCGGCGACAGAGGCCAUCCUGAACUUCACAGCGAAAUUCGCAAUGAUGCUGCAGCCAACCCCAGACUCGUCGAACGAAGCAGCCCCAGAGAACGACGAUGAAGACGAUUUAAAUCCCUUCCUGCGGAACCUCCUUCAAUUCUGCCUGAAGCACCACGACGCAAUUUCCAUGGCAGUGAGAUACCGCUGCUGUUAUUUCAUAAAUCUCCUCCUCACGUCGAUGAAUGACGACGCGUACCUGAGCGACCAGACGUGUGAGAGCAUCCGAGAGGCGAUGGCCGAGUGCCUCCUGGACAAAUCCCCGAAGGUCCGGGUGAUGGCGAUCUACGCGAUUCACAGGAUGCAGGACCCCAACAGCCACGACUGUCCCAUCAUUAAAAUGUACAUCUUUCAUUUGUCGAAGGACGGCAGUGCUGAGGUGAGGAAGGCAGUCCUCCAGUGCACAGGGAAAAAUCAGAGAGUCCUGCUGGCAGUUCUGGAGAGGAUCCGCGAUAUCGAUGACUCAGUGAGAAGAUGUGCCCACCUCUUCUUCUCGAAGGUGACAGUGAAAUCUCUGACGAUAAAACAACGCCAGUUGGUCCUGAGAACUGGCCUGAAGGACAAUUCCGAGGGUGUGCGCAAGGUUGUCAGGAAUACGAUUAUUCCAAUGUGGCUGGAUGGCUUCCAGAAUGAUUUCUGCAAGUUUCUGUACGGUCUGGAUGUGGAGAUCGAGCCUAAACUUGGCUCCCUCGUGUUGGACACUCUCUUCGAGAGGACUAACCUUGACACUCUCUUCAGUCAACUGCCACUGAACAGAGAUGCCAAAUUGAUCCCAGUUAAGGAUCUCACUGGGGAGAAUGUCUUCUUCUGGAGGUGCUUUAUUCAGUAUCUCCACAAGAAGUCUGGGGAUGAAGCUGCGAGUGAACGACUGCAGGAUCUAAUUCCAGAGCUGUCGGCUUUCUGUCGGUACAUCAGAGACUUCCAGGAGGUCAUGAUGGAACUGGCCAGGGAACAGGGGGAUGAGGACAAAGAUGUGAAGACUCUGAAGAUGUCGCAGAAGUUCGUACUUCUGCAGCUGUUCGAGAUCACCAAGACUUAUGAUCUCGGUGACGAGGUGGGGAGGGGAAACCUCAGGACUUUGAUCGAGGACACGUUGAUGAGUGAACUAUGCACGACUGAGAUUAUUGAAAGUGUUGUCAAGUAUUAUGAGAAAGUUGUCCCUGAUGUGUCCAGUCGGGUGACGUCUCUUGCUCAUGUCAUCAGUGAGAUCAGGGUACCUACUCAGGAGACUGAGAGUGUUGUCGAGCAGGUGACUGAUGAGGAAAUCAGCGAGAGGGUGAUACAGUGUCAGAGAUUAAAAAAUACUCUCCUCGAAAGGCAAAACGAUCAAGAUCUCCUCGUCCGAGAGAAGAAAUUCACCGAGGCAGCGGAGGUCGAGAAAGAAAUGGAAUCGUUGAAGAAACAAAUCGAGCAGCUGUCGAAAUCCCGAACAGUGAUCGUUCCCCAGACACAGGAAGAGGCGAAGAAUGACCCUGAGACGAUGCUGAAAUGCCUGAGGAUCAUGUUCACAAUGGCCCAAGCCUCAUCAAUAACAACUCUCACAUCGACCCUCAGGAGUCUCUUCGAUAAUUUGGCAGUUCCUAGUAUCGACCACGAAGAUGGUGCUGUACAAGCCCAAGCCCUGCAAGCAGUAGGUGUUUGUCUUCAUCUCGAUGGUGAGCUUGCCAAGAAGCAUCUGAUGAUGUACCUGGUAGCGAUGACGUCGGAUCACGAGAAUCUGGAAGUCUGGAAAAUUUGUCUCAAAGUGAUAUUUGAUAUGUUCUUGCGGUACGGUCUCGAUCAUUUCCAGAAUAUGAUCAGCACGGACAGGAAUACGAGUAGCAGCGGAAAUAUCACGGAGAACAGCAGGCGACAGGGGACGAGGUUGUACAAUACUACUGCCGACACCACGUUGAGCCUGGAGACAGAGGCUGGUGACAACCGACACAAUUUGAUAAAAAUUCUGCUGGACCUGGUUGAUCACUUGGACAGGGAGAUUCGAACGGCGGCUGUCACGGGCUUCUGCAAGCUCCUUCUGCAUGGAAAACUGAAGAGCAACACUCUUCUGUCCACCCUGAUUAUUCGUCUUUACGAUCCGGUGUCUCUAAACGACGUGGAGUUACGUGGGGCCCUCGUCAAUUUCUUCAGGUUUUAUCCUCGUUUCGCACCAGACGGUUACACCUGCCUCCAGCAGGUCUUCAUUCCAACCCUGAAAAAGCUGGCGGAGAAUCCUUACAACAGUACUGACAUCGAUCCUUACAACGUUGCUAAGUUUAUCAUUGACCUGACCAGCAGUAGUCUUCAUAAACCAGGCAAGGAAAACUACACAGCUCACAAUCAGCUAGCCUUUGAUAUCCUGAAGGAAAUGACUGAUGAGGAAUCGGAAAUCGAUGACAAGACUCUCCUGAAAUCCCUGAAACAUUUGGUCAUUCGGUGUGACGACGAUAACAUGAGGAAUCGAAUGAGAGAGGCUGUUGAUGAAGUCAUAGAACUGGUGAAUUUGAACCAAAGGGCUGCCCUCAGGGCUCUCGAAGUGUUCAGGAGUCAGUUAGAUCCUCCUGAGGCUCCUCAGGGUGAUGGCCAACAAGCUGAACUAGAGAGAUCGCUGCAGGAGCCAAUGGAGCUGGAUGAGCCAGAGAAAUAAUUGUAGAAUCUUCAUGAUUUAAUCUAUUAAUCUAUCUGUUUAAUCUAGGAAUGUCGGCAAUUUUAUAAUUUUGUAUAAAUAUUUGAACAAUAGAAAAUCUACUGAAUUUUUUAA
Diachasmimorpha longicaudata is the source of this 3140-nucleotide messenger RNA. It is a transcript of the gene Cap-G, whose product is annotated as Chromosome associated protein G. Gene Ontology annotation, biological process: mitotic chromosome condensation. The record is from RefSeq and is a predicted model, not a curated record. NCBI's taxonomy places the organism in Eukaryota, Metazoa, Arthropoda, Insecta, Hymenoptera, Braconidae. The coding region runs from base 168 to 3026 and encodes 952 amino acids. Gene Ontology annotation, cellular component: cytoplasm; condensin complex; condensed chromosome. The transcript is spliced from 2 exons.